This is a messenger RNA of Physella acuta, 1144 nucleotides long. Its product is annotated as tRNA wybutosine-synthesizing protein 5. The record is from RefSeq and is a predicted model, not a curated record. Gene Ontology annotation, biological process: wybutosine biosynthetic process. Lineage: Eukaryota; Metazoa; Mollusca; Gastropoda; Physidae. Gene Ontology annotation, molecular function: tRNA binding.
CACUGCCGUUUUCUUUUCGAUGUUUAGAGAAACCGAAACGAAAUGGAAUUAUCAAUAUUUGAAAACAUCACAAAAGAGAAAUUCCUAAGUGAAAUAUAUCCAAAGAGGGAACCUGUUAUACUUCGGGGAAUUAACAUUGGUGAAUGUAUACACAAGUGGACACUAGAAUAUUUAGCAAGUCAUGGGGGCCAUCAAGAGGUCAAAGUUCAUGUGUCUUCUUCAUGUCAGAUGGAUUUUAUUAGAAAAAACUUUUUAUACAGAACACUACCAUUUAACGAUUUUGUGCAUAGAACAUUUGAAGAACAUCAUAAGCACUUUUUUAUUGAUCCGACAGAGAAAUACUACUUGCGUGCUCUUGGUGAGGAUCCACGUAAAGAUGCAGCCGACAUAUCAGUCCAGUUCCCUCAACUAGCUGCUGACUUGAUUGUCCCAAAGUUUUAUGAAGAUGGGAAAUUUUUCUCAAGCGUCUUCAGGAUAGCCUCAAAAGGAGUUCAGCUAUGGACGCACUACGAUGUAAUGGAUAAUCUCCUUAUCCAGAUUGUUGGAAGAAAAAAAGUUGUUUUGUUUCAUCCAAGAGAUGUUGAGUAUUUGUAUCUGAAUGGGGAUAAAUCAGAAAUUUUAGAUGUGGAGUGUCCUGACUUGCAGAGGUUCCCAAACUUCGCACUAGCCACCCCUUACCACGGGUAUCUUGAACCAGGUGAUGUCCUGUUUAUUCCAGCCUUGUGGUUCCAUAACAUGACAUACACUGAAGCUGGGGUGGCAGUCAAUGUGUUUUGGAGGCAUCUAGAGGAUAAAAUGUAUGAUAACAAAGACCCGUAUGGCAACCAUGACCCCCUUCCUGCACAGAGGGCCAAUCAGAUUGUGGACAGAGCUCUGAAAGCCUUGGAGGAGUUGCCAGAUCAGUACAGAGACUUUUAUGCCAAGCGAUUAUGUGAAAGAAUUAAAUCUAAAGCUUGUGUUCAAACGUUAUGAUAGCUUGUCACACAAUGAUUUUGGUACUAUGACCCUGCUGUCUUAGGUGAAUGUCAAGAUGAUGUUACAAUAGUGAUAAUGCAUUUUACCUGCUAUGUGAUGCAUUUUUAAAUAAGUAUCAUUUUAAUGUAAUUUUUAGCACAUUUUACUAUUAUGUGAAUGACUGUCUUCA